Messenger RNA from Parnassius apollo (apollo), 765 nucleotides. Lineage: Eukaryota; Metazoa; Arthropoda; Insecta; Lepidoptera; Papilionidae. The record is from the annotation of a GenBank genome assembly.
AUGUGCAAAGACUUCGAGAAAGUUGGUGCAACGAUAGCCGUGACGCCAUGUGACGUGGUCGAAGAGGCUGACAUCACCUUCUCUUGCGUCGCCGAUCCACAGGCUGCUAAGGAGAUGGUAUUCGGCAAUUGCGGUGUACUACAUUGCCCAACGCUGGAAGGGAAAGGCUAUGUGGAGAUGACCUCGAUAGACGCUGACACUUCGCAUGACAUCGUGGAAGCCAUCGGCGGUAAAGGUGGCCGAUACUUGGAAGCACAGAUCCAGGGCUCAAAGACGCAAGCGGAGGAGGGGACGCUGAUCAUCCUGGCGGCGGGCGACCGCUCGUUGUUCGACGACUGCCAGUCCUGCUUCAAGGCCAUGAGCAAGAACUCCUUUUACCUUGGUAGCGAUAUCGGCAACGCGUCGAAGAUGAACGCCGUGCUGCAGGUGGUGGGUGGCGUGUCGCUGGCCGCGCUCGCCGAGGGCCUGGCGCUGGCCGACCGCGCCGGCCUCAGCCAGGCCGACCUGCUUGACGUGUUGGCGCUCACGCCGCUUGCCUCGCCGCACCUCAUCCUCAAGGGCAGAGCAAUGAUUGAAUCAUCAUACUCCACGCACCAGCCGCUCACACAUAUGCAGAAGGACCUAAAGCUGGCGUUAGGUCUUGGGGACGCCCUGGAACAAUCUCUACCUCUAACCGCAACAACUAAUGAAAUCUUCAAGCACGCGAAACGACUCGGCUAUGCGAAUCACGACGUUGCUGCUGUAUACAUAAGGGCUAGAUUCUGA